AUGGGUACCGGCACCGAUCAGAGCAACGAGCAAGGCAUCAUACCUCGUUUUGCGCAUUCGCUCUUUGAACGUAUGUUGGAUUUUCAAAGCAAAGGGAGCAACCAUACAUUUCAAAUAUAUGCCUCAUUUCUGGAGCUCUACAAUGAGGACAUACAUGACCUUCUAAUUACGACUGAAUUGAAUCACCUGCAACAGGAACAUCCAACUAUCAGAGAGGACGUAGAUGGAAAGAUUUACUGGGCUGGCAUCAGGGAAGAAAGGGUCUAUUCAGCUGAGGAUUUAAUGCGUUGCUUGAAGAACGGAUCAGAAAAGAGAACAACAGGAUCAACUGAAAUGAAUACAUCAUCAUCCCGUUCACAUGCAAUUUUCUCCAUCAUGCUUAAACAGCAAAUUACUCAUCAUGACAGCGCCACUUCCGUCCUUGCCGAAGAUAACAAUAAUGAUGAUAUAACAACGCUGACUGGAAACAGGACGACUUUACCACAGAGGUUGGUAUCAAAGUUUCAUUUUGUGGAUCUCGCAGGAUCUGAAAGACUUAAGCGUACACAUGCGAUGGGAGAGAGGCAAAAAGAGGGCAUUUACAUCAACGGUGGCUUAUUAGCCCUUGGCAAUGUCAUAUCAGCAUUGGGGGAUGAUAGCAACACUAGCAACAAGAAAGCGCAGCAUGUGCCCUACAGAGACAGCAAGUUGACACGACUGUUGCAAGACAGUCUAGGUGGGAAUAGUCAUACCUUGAUGUUGGCAUGUGUGAGUGCAUCUAUGUCGGAUUACACAGAAACGUUAAACACACUCAAAUAUGCCAAUCGAGCUCGCAAUAUUCAAAAUAGAGUUCAGAUCAAUCAAGAUUUUGUUGAAGGCGGAUCUCCUGAAGAAUCCUUGUAUCUGCGACUACAAAUAGCAAGACUCAAGAAUCAGUUGCACAUGCUCAAGCAAGUUCAUCAUCAUGAUAUAACGAUACAAGAUUUAAAACAAGAGAUGCAGGAAAUCAAGUCUUUUUCUCAACAAAUAUCCCAAGAGUUGGCUGAGGCAACCAGUAUCAGAGAUACAUUGCUUCUAGGCAAAGACGAGCCUGUGGAAUCACAUCCAAUCAUUCAGCAGUAUGCACAUCAGGUCCAACAAUUGAGGCUACAGGUUGCUGAAACACGUAGCAACAGCAACAGUCGAGACUCGAUGCCAUCACUGCCAUCCUCUCCAUGGCCCAAGGUUUCAUCUUCACUGGGUUUUUUGGAUAAAAAUUUGUUUGUUGAUAACAAUAGCAAUAUUACCAAAAAGCAUCAAGGCUCGGUGUCUUCAGGCCGUCGUUUAACCAGCAAAAAAAAGCCCAUUUUUCAACGCAUGAAAACGCAAUCUUCGCCAUCAUCCAAACGGAAACAGCAACAACAAGCGCAUGAAAAUAUCGAUGAAUUAUUCGAGCUGCUACGCAAAGAAUACAGUGCUACAUGCCAACAACUCAAGUCAACAGAUGAAACGGUAUUACAUGCGUCACAUGCCAACACAGAGAGAGUCUCCACCUCACCCACUACUGCAACCACACCCACUGACACCGCCCAUUCAAUGAGUGAUAACGCCUGCGAGGCUGAGGGCAAUAAAAAAGCCUUUCCUGAUACUCAAUCAUACAACUUUAUGCCUGCAGAUAUUUGUCUUCCAAACAGCACAUUUGAAGAUGAUGAAUUAGAAGCCCUCGCUGUCCCUUCUUGGUCAGAUGCACCCAAAUUACCUUCCAUCAAUGGAUCCAUCAAGAGGAAAUCCAUCUCAUUGGACUCCAUGUGGGAUGACACAGACAGUUCAAUAACAACUUCACGUGUAGAUAACCAAUCUCCCACUCGGCAGCAACACCAUCACCAUUCACACCACCAACAAAAAGAGAUGAGACGAUCCAGCAAAAACCUGCUCCAAAUGCUUCAUCAGAUUCAAGCCGAUUUACUAGUGAAACGCGAGUUGGUGGGUCAACUAGAGAGAUCUGAGGAUCAAUAUACCCAAAUGCGAGUCAACUAUGAAUCAAGACUGAACGAACUCAAGGACCAUUUACUGGAGAUACAGAACCAGAGAGACGCUGCUCUUCGACAAUCUGGUAUCAGCACCGUUGCUCCACAUUCACACCAGUUACCCAAGAGGCCGCAAAGUGUACUUCAGCUACGAGAGAACCGACAGGCGCAAGAGGUGCGAUCUCAGUAUGAACAAAAGAUCAAACGGUUAGUCCAAGAAAAUUCAGAGCUGCGUAAAAAGACGACACAAUCCACACAAUCCAUCCAGACAGCACGAGCUAAAGCAGAAGGCACCAUUGGCCGCCUACGUGCUGACAUUGAGGCCCUGAAACUAGACAAAAAGCAACUGCACAAGAGUCUAAAAUUAGAAGUGGUUAAAGCACGAGAGGCAUCUGUAAAUCACGAACGAGAGUUGGCACAGCUAAAGCGGAGAGUCUCGGUUGCAUUUGAUGCAAAAAAGAAACUUGAGGAUACAAAUCAGGCUCAACAACAAGUGAUUGCCAAGAGGAAUGAAGAAACUCUGGCUGCGAAUAUGCAAUUGAGGCAUCUGACAACUGUACUGAGAAGGGCUGCAAAUGAAGGCACCUUUUUGAACGAAUCUGCGCUGGACAAGAUACUUGCAGAAGCAUCUGCAUCAGCAACAGCAGCGAUCCAGUUGAGUACUGCUUCUAAUUAUAAACCUGCUGCUGGUGGCGGUGGUCGGUCAAGAAUGCAUACUAGUCCACCAACAACCGGUUUAUAG
This is a messenger RNA of Mucor velutinosus, 2727 nucleotides long. RefSeq lists its product as uncharacterized. The coding region runs from base 1 to 2727 and encodes 908 amino acids. The record is from RefSeq and is a predicted model, not a curated record. Lineage: Eukaryota; Fungi; Mucoromycota; Mucoromycetes; Mucorales; Mucoraceae. Gene Ontology annotation, molecular function: microtubule motor activity; microtubule binding; ATP binding. The transcript has 6 exons. Gene Ontology annotation, biological process: spindle elongation; mitotic spindle organization; microtubule-based movement. Gene Ontology annotation, cellular component: microtubule associated complex.